GAUCAGAGCGGACAGCGCCAGAUCGCGGAGCGGACCCGGAGCGAACCCCGGAGCCUCUGGUCCCCAGCAGCCUAUAGCUCUUCCUCUGUCCUGCCCGCGUGAUCCAGGGAGCCGCAGGGGGAAACUGAGCCCAGAGAGAUUAAGUAACUCGCCCAAAAUGUCACAGAUGAGAUUUUACCUGUCUUGAAGGCACGUGAUCAGGACCAAAAGUUCUCACUCCCCUGCUGCCCACAUCUGUGCCCAGUCCAGCCAUGAACCCCUCAGCGGUGCCCACACAAACAGAGAUGGUGGAACUGGUGCCCAAUGGCAAACACGUGGAAGGAGUGUGCCCCGGGGCUUUGCCCCCUGUAGGAGUAGAAAGGUGUGAGGGUGGAAGACCCAGCCAUGGGGAAGCAGAGGGAUUCCUGCCCCAAAAUGUCAGCAAAGAGACACACUUCACAGAUUUUGAAGGGAAGACUUCAUUCGGAAUGUCUGUGUUUAACCUGAGCAAUGCCAUCAUGGGCAGCGGCAUCCUGGGGCUGGCAUAUGCCAUGGCCAACACUGGCAUCCUGCUUUUCCUCUUCCUCCUCACCUGUGUGGCCCUGCUCUCCAGCUAUUCCAUCCACUUACUGCUCAAGUCUUCAGGGAUUGUAGGUAUCCGGGCCUAUGAGCAGCUGGGCUAUCGUGCCUUUGGAACACCAGGGAAGCUGAUGGCAGCAAUAGCUAUCACCCUACAGAACAUUGGAGCCAUAUCCAGUUACCUGUACAUCGUGAAAUCUGAAGUGCCCCUGGUCAUCCAGACCUUCCUCAAUCUACCAGAGAAAACCUCGGAUUGGUACAUGAAUGGGAACUACCUGGUGAUCCUGGUCACAGUCACCAUCAUCCUGCCCUUGGCUUUGAUGAGGCAGCUGGGAUACCUGGGCUAUUCCAGUGGCUUCUCUCUCAGCUGCAUGGUGUUCUUCCUGAUUGCAGUCAUCUACAAAAAGUUCCAGGUCCCGUGUCCACUGUCCACAUUCUCUGCCAAUGUGACGGGGAAUACCAGCCAUGUGCAAAUCAUCAUGAAGGAUUCCUCGGGUGGGGACCCCCUCAUCCAGGCCUCCAGUGACGAGAGCUGUGUCCCCAGCUUCUUUACCCUCAAUACGCAGACAGCAUACACCAUCCCAAUCAUGGCCUUCGCUUUCGUCUGCCACCCAGAGGUGCUGCCCAUCUACACAGAGCUCAGGGACCCCACUAAGCAGAAGAUGCAACACAUAUCCAACUUGUCCAUUGCUGUCAUGUAUGUGAUGUAUUUCAUGGCUGCCCUCUUUGGCUACCUCACCUUCUAUGGUAUGAGAAAAGUAGGCAUAGAAGCCAGAUUAGGAUGUGGGUCCCCAUGGGCUAGGGGAAAAAAGAAGCCAGGUGUCAGGGGCUAUAUUCCCAAAACCUAAGUGAGUCUUCGACGCCAGGGGUCAGUCAGUCAUUCAAGUGCCUGGCAUGGUGCUAAGUGCUGG
Messenger RNA from Vombatus ursinus (common wombat), 1469 nucleotides. RefSeq names its product sodium-coupled neutral amino acid transporter 3-like. Bases 252 to 1406 code for a protein of 384 amino acids. Gene Ontology annotation, molecular function: L-asparagine transmembrane transporter activity; L-glutamine transmembrane transporter activity; L-histidine transmembrane transporter activity. The transcript has 13 exons. The record is from RefSeq and is a predicted model, not a curated record. Gene Ontology annotation, biological process: histidine transport; amino acid transmembrane transport; L-glutamine transport. Lineage: Eukaryota; Metazoa; Chordata; Mammalia; Diprotodontia; Vombatidae.